Messenger RNA from Prunus armeniaca (apricot), 2154 nucleotides. Lineage: Eukaryota; Viridiplantae; Streptophyta; Magnoliopsida; Rosales; Rosaceae. The record is from the annotation of a GenBank genome assembly.
AUGGGAAAGAAGAAGACAGAUGAGGCUGGUGCAACCACGAAGGUUAAGUCAACCGGAAAAGAUGCGUCUAAAGACGGGAAGAAAGAGAAAGUAUCAGUCUCUGCCAUGUUGGCCAGCAUGGACCAGAAACCUGAUAAGCCCAAGAAAGGAUCUUCCUCAAGUACAAAGGCGAAAGGUGCUCCAAAGCGUCCAUCCUACACUGAUGAUAUUGAUCUCCCCCCCUCUGAUGAAGAAGAUGAAUAUGUGUUGGAAGAGGGCCAACAAGAAGAAAAGCAGAAGAGGCCAGAAUAUAAGCCACUUGAUGUAUCCAUAACAGAGAAAGAGUUAAAGAAGCGUGCUCAGAAGGACCUUCUAGCUGCCCAUGCUGUUGAGCAGGCUAAGAAGGAGGCCCUUAGAGAUGAUCAUGAUGCUUUCACUGUUGUUAUUGGAAGCCGGGCAUCGGUACUUGAUGGUGAAGAUGGCGAUGCUAAUGUCAAGGAUAUAACAGUAGAAAAUUUUUCUGUGUCGGCUCGGGGAAAGGAACUUCUAAAGAACACCUCAGUGAAGAUAUCACAUGGGAAGAGAUAUGGUUUGGUUGGCCCUAAUGGAAUGGGCAAGUCUACUCUCUUGAAGCUUCUUGCUUGGAGGAAGAUUCCAGUACCAAAAAACAUUGAUGUGCUUUUGGUUGAACAGGAGGUAGUUGCUGACGAUAGAACUGCCCUUGAAGCAGUUGUUUCAGCUAAUGAAGAACUUGUCAAAAUCCGGAAAGAGGUUGCAGAUUUGCAGAAUUCAGCUUCUGCUGAGGAAAAGGACAGUUAUGAUGAUGAUGUAGAGGGAGAGAAGCUUACUGAAUUGUAUGAGAAAUUGCAGUUAAUGGGGUCAGAUGCGGCUGAAGCUCAGGCUUCAAAGAUUCUUGCUGGGUUGGGGUUCACAAAGGAUAUGCAAGGCCGUCCAACUAAGUCCUUCAGUGGUGGUUGGAGGAUGAGGAUUUCAUUAGCAAGGGCACUUUUUGUCCAGCCAACGCUUUUGUUGCUCGAUGAACCCACUAACCAUCUCGACUUGAGGGCUGUUCUCUGGUUGGAGGAGUACUUGUGCCGCUGGAAAAAAACUUUGGUUGUCGUCUCACAUGACCGGGAUUUCCUUAACACAGUUUGCAAUGAGAUUAUUCAUCUGCAUGAUCUGAAACUCCACAUCUACCGUGGAAAUUUUGAUGAUUUUGAAACUGGGUAUGAGCAACGUCGCAAAGAAGUGAACAAAAAGUUUGAAAUUUAUGACAAGCAGAUGAAAGCUGCUAAAAGGAGUGGAAAUCGGGUUCAACAGGAGAAGGUCAAGGAUCGAGCAAAGUCUGCAGCAGUUAAGGAAGCAUCAAAGAACAGGGGCAAGGGCAAGGUUGAUGAAGAUGACACACCAGUUGAGGCUCCUAAGAAGUGGAGAGAUUACAGUGUGGAGUUCCACUUUCCUGAACCUACCGAGCUUACUCCUCCACUCUUGCAACUUGUUGAAGUCAGCUUCAGUUAUCCAAAACGGGAGGAUUUCAAGUUGUCAGGUGUUGAUGUUGGUAUUGAUAUGGGGACUCGUGUUGCCAUUGUUGGACCUAACGGAGCUGGAAAGUCUACUCUGCUCAACCUUCUUGCAGGUGAUUUGGUUCCUACGGAGGGUGAAGUACGGAGGAGUCAGAAGUUGAGGAUCGGUAGGUAUUCACAGCACUUUGUGGAUCUCCUGACAAUGGGUGAGACCCCAGUUCAGUACCUUCUUCGCCUUCAUCCAGAACAAGAGGGACUUAGCAAGCAAGAGGCUGUCCGGGCAAAGCUUGGGAAAUAUGGACUCCCUAGCCACAACCAUCUUACUCCUAUUGCAAAAUUAUCCGGAGGGCAGAAAGCACGAGUUGUCUUCACAUCAAUAUCCAUGUCAAGGCCCCACAUUUUGCUGUUGGAUGAGCCCACAAAUCAUUUAGAUAUGCAGAGUAUUGAUGCCCUGGCUGAUGCACUUGAUGAAUUCACUGGUGGAGUUGUACUGGUGAGUCAUGAUUCUAGGCUGAUAUCACGGGUGUGUGACGAUGAAGAGAAGAGUGAAAUUUGGGUUGUUGAAGAGGGUACUGUGAGGACUUUUCCAGGGACUUUUGAGGAGUACAAGGAGGAGCUACAAAGAGAAAUUAAAGCUGAGGUCGAUGACUAA